Carya illinoinensis is the source of this 863-nucleotide messenger RNA. Its product is annotated as pyridoxine/pyridoxamine 5'-phosphate oxidase 2. The record is from RefSeq and is a predicted model, not a curated record. Gene Ontology annotation, molecular function: FMN binding; pyridoxamine phosphate oxidase activity. NCBI's taxonomy places the organism in Eukaryota, Viridiplantae, Streptophyta, Magnoliopsida, Fagales, Juglandaceae. The transcript has 7 exons. Gene Ontology annotation, biological process: pyridoxine biosynthetic process. The coding region runs from base 111 to 704 and encodes 197 amino acids.
AAUUAGAAUUGGAUAAAUUAAUGUAUUUCGAAGGAGGAAGGCAUCGUGAAUGCUCUUAGAAAUAACGUUUCCGUUUCUACCGACGAACGGAGAGGAACAGAAUAGCAGCAAUGGAAGCCGUAACAGGGCCAUGGAAGCAGCUCCUUCUGAACGCAUUGGAGUCCAACUCCCACCUCAGGCACUCUUCCUUCUUUCAACUUGCCACUGUGGGAUUGAAUGGGAGACCUUCGAAUCGCACUGUGGUUUUCAGAGGACUUGAAGAGAACACUGAUAAGAUCCAAAUCCACACUGAUUACCGAACUCAUAAGAUUGAAGAGCUUAGGCAUUGCCCAUAUGCUGAGAUAUGCUGGUAUUUUACCGACUCUUGGGAGCAAUUCCGGGUCAAUGGAAAAAUUGAUAUCCUCGAUGAAUCAAAUCCUGAUCUCAACGAGCUCCAGCAAAGAGAAAAAUCUUGGUAUGCCAGUUCUCUGAAAUCAAGACUGCUGUAUUUGGGGCCUAGUCCUGGUCUUCCCUGUCUAAGCGAACAGCAGGACCAGGAAUUCUUGGAUCAUUCUACAGGUCCAGUUGGUACAUUCUCUCUGCUGGUUUUAGAUCCAGAUCAGGUUGAUUACUUGAAUCUGAAGAGUAACCAGAGAAUAAAAUUUACAUCUGGACUGAGUUUGAAUGGAGAAAAGUGCUGGACUUCCCAGAGGAUCAAUUCAUAAUCUAUGCUUUGUAACUUUUGGAUUCCAAUAUGAAGCGUGGUUUCAAUUUAGAAAUCUUUUAUGAAAUUUGUUAUAAAGAUAUCUCUAUUUCAUGAUCUUUUACUAGUGCACCAUAUAAGUUUAUAUUAUAAGAAUAAAAUGGAGAUACAUUUUUGUAUA